CGGUCAAGGUCAACAGCGGCGGCCCCAUCCGAGAAGAGUAAGUUGAGGCCCAGCAGAGGCGCAGCUUACCACGCAGGAAGGAGUACGGUAGAAGGUGAGCGAAUCAGGAUCGGUCCACCGUCCACUGAGAGCUCGCGCACGUGGUUCAUUGCCGCUUUCUCGCCCGCAGUGGACAACAAGAGCGGAGCCUUCGGUCCAUGGGGAUCAUCGCAUGGCUCAGCCUCCUUAAAUUCAACUGGCUGCGCAGAUGUAGGACCUGCGGCGUGCGCGGCUCCAAGUGUCUGUGCCGUCGGCCAUCACUGGCGCUCGAGCACAUUUUCUUCCUCGAGGAGCGGAAGAAUAAGUUCGGCGCGCGCAACUUCAGCCACGUAAGCGACACCAUGAUGACGUCGAACAGCACCAUGUUCGCAAGCAGUACGACUGGCACGGGUCCAGCCAGCAGCCUCAGUGGGUCCACCGUUGUCAUGCGCGGUGCCAGAUCCUCCGUCGAUAGUGAUGUGAACCCGACUGAUUAUUACAACCAGACUGCGCCGCCUGAAGGCAACGGCGAGCUCUUAACGCCUCGCCUGGACCAGAAGACGGAGAACCAGCUCCGCGCUCACGGCCAUCCCAGCCAGAACAAGAAACAACGAGGUGUCAGCCACAGAAAUUCCAAGGUCUCGGGCGCAGACGACGCUCCUUCUGCUGCCCUUGUCCGCAAGUACUCUGGACGUAUGAUGUCCAAGGCAAGACACAACGGAGACAAGAGCAUGCAGCCACCAAUUAAGGACGUUGCGACGGGAGAAUACAUUCUCUAUUCGGAGGAGAACAUCCCCGUCUCGCUGCCACACCGUCAGCAGCAGAAGCAGAUCGUGCCGCGCGACCGCAGGCGGUCUCGUGCCCAGAGCAACAAGAGUAUUAAGAUGACCAACACCCUCCCACAACACAAGGAGGAGCCUGGUGUCUCCUUCCAGUUCUACGGCCGUUGUGGUGCCCCCGUCCCACCACCUCCCGCCAUGCUGUCAAACAGGAGCGCAAGCAUGCGAAGCAGCUGCAGCACCAACGACUCAUUCAUUAUGGGCUCGAGCUCCAUCUCGUCCACGCGUGUGUCCCAAUACUCUGACCGCGUGAGUCUCGAGACGAACUUUGGCUCGCUUAAUCCGCAGUCCAACCUCACCAACACUGGACGCUUCAUCGACAGCGGCUACACCCCGAGUAUCCAGGAGGAUGAGGAGGCACAGGCUCUGGAGCAGCUCAGUGGCUGGCUCCAUGCCUCAUCCGUAUCGACACAGGGUUCGUUCAUGCUGUCGCGAUAA
Phytophthora infestans T30-4 is the source of this 1295-nucleotide messenger RNA. RefSeq lists its product as uncharacterized. Lineage: Eukaryota; Oomycota; Peronosporomycetes; Peronosporales; Peronosporaceae. The coding region runs from base 198 to 1295 and encodes 365 amino acids. The transcript has a single exon. The record is from RefSeq and is a predicted model, not a curated record.